This is a messenger RNA of Salmo salar (Atlantic salmon), 1421 nucleotides long. RefSeq names its product Globoside alpha-1,3-N-acetylgalactosaminyltransferase 1 (gene gbgt1). Lineage: Eukaryota; Metazoa; Chordata; Actinopteri; Salmoniformes; Salmonidae. Gene Ontology annotation, molecular function: hexosyltransferase activity. The record is from RefSeq and is marked provisional. Gene Ontology annotation, cellular component: Golgi apparatus; membrane; vesicle. Gene Ontology annotation, biological process: carbohydrate metabolic process.
GGUAUGUCUACUUCAGCUUCUUCUCUGAAAGACUCAACAGACAAAUUACAAUUGAUGAGGACCAGAAGGGCAGCAGGCUAUUGUACAAGCAGCCCAGUAUCUUGGAUGGACGUACUGAUGUGGUGUCAGUGACCCCAUGGUUGGCACCCAUUGUCUGGGAAGGCACCUUUGACCCUGUGCUAAUCGACAACAUCUACAAGCCCAUGAACCUCACCAUAGCAACCACUGUGUUUGCCGUUGGAAAAUACGUCAGGUUUCUCCAAGAUUUUCUGGAGACAGCAGAGAAGCACUUCAUGGUCGGCUUCAACGUGCACUACUACGUUUUCACUGAUCGUCCCCACGAUGUUCCUUCAGUGAACCUGGCUCAGGGGAGACAUUUGAGUGUGAUCCAGGUCCCGGGUUCAAACCGCUGGCAGGAGAUAUCAGCCCGGAGGAUGGAGAUCAUCCAGACCACCAUCGAACGUCAGAUCAGACGGGAGGCCGACUACAUCUUCUGUCUGGACGUGGACAGCAAGUUCCACGCUCGCUGGGGGUCCGAGUCUCUUGGAAGGCUGGUUGCUGUUAUACACCCAGGCUAUUAUGAGGAGACGCGUGACAGCUUCCCGUACGAACGGCGUCCAGCCUCGACUGCCUACAUCCGGAUGGAUGAGGGAGACUACUACUAUGGCGGGGCUAUGUUCGGAGGGUUCGUGGAGGAUGUGUACACACUAACAAAGGUAUGUCGGAAACGGUUUGAGGAGGAUGCGGGGAAUUCCAUCGAGGCUGCCUGGCAGGAGGAGAGCCACCUCAACAGGUACCUGCUCGACAACAAGCCCAGCAAGGUGUUGUCUCCAGAAUACCUGUGGCAGGACUUGAAGGCAAAAACCAAAGAGGUCAAAGUCAUUCGCUUUUCAGGGGUCAUUAAAAACUAUGCUGAAGUUCGUCCCAAUGUAUAAAAAUAGGUAGUGGCUAUUAGACCGGCAGAAGAAAAACUUAAUUUAUUCAUAGCGGUAAAAUUAAUUGAGUUUAGGUUUAGGAACGAGGGUUAAGUUUAAAUGUAGGUAUAAUUUGACUGGGGUUAAUGUUUGGGUUAAGGUUAGGGAAAGGCAUAAUAAUAAUAAUAAUUUGGGGGGUGCUUAUAUUUGUCACCUGUGGGUGUUUCUUCUACAAAUGUGUAAUGGAAAUGUGUUUCUUGCAUAUCCCAACUCCUGAGAGUGGGGUCACGGGCCAGGGUCACCAUUGUUCGUUUUAACUUAUAAGAACAUGUUUUUUCAUUUUCUAUCUUUAUUUCAUUCUGUAUUCUGUAGCCUAUCUAUUUUGCAUGUUGAUUACUGUAAGGAGGAAACGAAUAAAUAAAUAAAUAAAUAAAUAAAUAUGUAAAAAAUGUAACACAAUAGUAUUAUGUUAUUUUCUUGAAAUAAAUAUUUUACUACUUUCCAUUA